UUUUUCUCAUACCUUCGUCGCAUUUCAUCACAGAAAGAGAGAGAGAACAGUCGCUAUGAGGAAAUUUGAUCCGUGGCCGGUGUUCUUCAAGAGAGAAUGGAAACGCUGCUGGCCGUUCCUAGUCGGAUUCGCAGUCACUGGCACCAUUGUCACUAAGAUGUCCCUCGGCCUCACCGAGGAGGAUGCGGCGAAGUCUCCAUUCGCGCAGAGGCACAAAAAGCAUUGACUUGUGAAUGCCUAAUUUUGGUGAAUGAAGAAGUCCGUUCAUCUUGGACAUGGAUUUUACAUUAUGGUUUUUCUCCUUUUUAAAUCAAUUACUGCCUGAUCAUGACACUCCAGUGACAGAUUUUGAGCUUUGUUUGUAGAAACCGAGUGUGUUCUCUCUGUUCCUUGAUUGGGUCACGCAAAUAACAAGAAUGCUCUUUCGUGCUGUUGAAAAACUCUCAUUUAUAUAUGAUAAGCGUGGCAUCUUGAACUCAAA
Salvia hispanica is the source of this 481-nucleotide messenger RNA. Lineage: Eukaryota; Viridiplantae; Streptophyta; Magnoliopsida; Lamiales; Lamiaceae. The record is from RefSeq and is a predicted model, not a curated record.